Sinocyclocheilus anshuiensis is the source of this 2149-nucleotide messenger RNA. RefSeq names its product probable ATP-dependent RNA helicase DDX5. Bases 126 to 1862 code for a protein of 578 amino acids. Lineage: Eukaryota; Metazoa; Chordata; Actinopteri; Cypriniformes; Cyprinidae. The transcript has 10 exons. Gene Ontology annotation, molecular function: ATP binding; RNA helicase activity; nucleic acid binding. The record is from RefSeq and is a predicted model, not a curated record.
UUCCUCUUCCUAUAAAAUCCGUCGAGUUCACGCUGCGCUCGACGUUCACAAGCACCAUCUCUGCGCGAUACUGAAGUAAAAACGUCCGAUUAUUUAAUUUUUAAUUUAUAAUUUCAGAGUACAAUAUGCCUGGAUAUUCAGACAGAGACCGCGGUCGUGACAGAGGUUACAGCAGUGGUCCCCCACGCUUUGGAGGCAGCAGAGGUGGACCUCCUCAGGGCAAGAAGUUUGGGAAUCCCGGUGAGCGUCUGCGGAAAAAACACUGGAACCUAGAUGAGCUCCCCAAGUUUGAGAAGAACUUCUACCAGGAGCAUCCUGAAGUUGCUCGGAGGUCACCUCAAGAUGUUGAACACUACAGGAGAAGCAAGGAGAUCACAGUGAAGGGUAGAGACUGUCCCAAACCCAUUGUGAAGUUCCAUGAAGCGAACUUUCCAAAUUACGUGAUGGAUGUGAUCAGUAAACAGAACUGGACUGAUCCAACUCCCAUCCAAGCUCAGGGGUGGCCAGUUGCACUCUGGAAAAACGCUCGCGGUAUGAUGCUUUUCAACCAUCCUAGUGUAAACUGUCUGGCUUAUCUGCUUCCUGCUGUUGUUCACAUAAACCACCAACCAUUCCUGGAGCGUGGAGACGGUCCCAUUUGCUUGGUGUUGGCUCCCACCCGUGAAUUGGCGCAGCAGGUCCAGCAGGUGGCGGCAGAGUACGGCAAAGCUUCUCGUCUCAAGUCCACCUGCAUCUAUGGAGGUGCUCCCAAAGGACCACAGAUCCGGGACCUGGAAAGGGGUGUCGAGAUUUGCAUCGCCACACCCGGAAGACUUAUCGAUUUCCUUGAAGCUGGAAAGACAAAUCUGGGCAGAUGCACAUAUCUUGUGCUUGACGAAGCUGACAGGAUGCUUGACAUGGGGUUUGAACCUCAGAUUCGAAAAAUCUUGGACCAAAUUAGAGUAUGCAUUGUUUUCGUUGAGUUAAACAAUUCAAAUGUGCUGUUUCUUUACAGAUGUUGCCUCCAGAGGACUAGCCCCUCUCACCUGAAGGUGGAGUCUUGGAGGCAGGACCUUGGCAUGACGCGUCCAGGUUCAGCAGAAGGGGUUUUUUUUUUUUUUAAACCAUCCUUUCCUCAGCAUGGUAAGUCGAUGACCUAUCGUUCAUUGUUUCCCUUGCUAACGCCUCCUAUCCUCGCUGCUAUGGCGGUGUGCACCCGCACUCCUCUACUCCUGCCAUGGCGCGUCCGUUUUCUCUUAACAGAUGUGGAGGACGUCAAAUUUGUCAUUAACUAUGACUACCCCAACAAUUCCGAGGACUACAUUCACCGCAUUGGCCGUACGGCUCGCAGUCAGAAAACCGGCACUGCCUACACUUUCUUUACGCCCAACAACAUGAAACAGGCUCACGACCUCGUCUCGGUCCUCCGCGAGGCCAACCAAGCCAUAAACCCCAAGCUCAUCCAAAUGGCCGAAGACAGAGGAGGUCGUUCAAGGGGAGGUCGAGGUGGAGGGUAUAGGGAUGACCGUCGGGAUCGCCACUCUGGCGGCAGGCGGGACUUCAACAGCUACGGCCAGGACAACCACAACGGUGACUCUUAUGGGCAGAAGAAGGUGUUUGGAAACAAAACUCAAAACGGAUCUAGCGGUUACAAUAGUGGCAGCAGUAGUAGCUUUAGCGGGGGUUACAGCAAUAACGGACAGGGUAACUUCGGUAAUCAGUCUGGUGGGUACGGAAACCAAGGUUAUCAGAACCAGCAGUUUGCUCCCAACCAAGGGGCUGUCCAGAACGGCAUGAACCACCCUCCACCGUUCCCCUUCAACCCCCAACAGAUGCCACAGUCCAUGCCGUUCCCCAUGGCCCCACCUGCGUUCCCUCAGUAAACCCGGUUUCAUUUGCUAAUCUAAAUCUUUAACUGUUCCGUUAUUGUAACUUUAUUUCUUCAGAGCAGGUUGUAAAAUGUACAUGCCGUCACAAGCGUCCCAGAGUCUGCUGUGCAGGAUUUUUUUUCCUCCCUCCCUCCCUUUUUACGUUAGAUGUAUCUUUUUUUCUUUUUUUUUUAGUAACUUAAAGUUAUUUUGUACUAUAGAGUAAUAAGGAUCAACACUUGUAAAAAUGUCGCGGGCCAUUCAUGGCCAUUGCAUGGUCCUCAAAUAAAAUAUUAAAAGUG